Pygocentrus nattereri (red-bellied piranha) is the source of this 3909-nucleotide messenger RNA. Its product is annotated as tripartite motif-containing protein 16-like. The record is from RefSeq and is a predicted model, not a curated record. The transcript has 6 exons. Gene Ontology annotation, molecular function: protein binding; zinc ion binding. The coding region runs from base 417 to 2093 and encodes 558 amino acids. NCBI's taxonomy places the organism in Eukaryota, Metazoa, Chordata, Actinopteri, Characiformes, Serrasalmidae.
CAUUAAGGGAGCUUUCGCAGGCAUUAAACUCUUCAGAGUCUGGAUCCCACCACCACUGUGAGGAUUGUUGCUAUGGAUGUUUCUAUGGCAGCUUCAUUUCACAUCACCACUGUUGCGUGCCUUGUUUCUGGAAAUCCCCUUUAAGUGGAAGUGAAAGUGAAAGUAAAUCUUUGUGUUUUUCUGCAGUCCGGGUCUGGGUGAGUCUGGGCGUCUCUGCACUCUUGCUAUUAAUAUAUCUGAGUAAGAGGGUCUUCAUUAUUUACAUUUGAGUCAGUGUGAGUAUCGCUAUCUUUCUCGGUAUAAAACAAGAGACGCUUCCUUUAGACGCUUUAACACGAAGAACCAGGAAACAAGAACUCUCUCUCUCUCUUUGAGCUGCUGCACAAGACUUUGGUGUUCCUUGUUGUUGCUGUAAAAUGGCAGAGGCCAGUAUUUCAGUGGCUCAGGACCAGUUCAGCUGUCCAGUCUGCCUCGAACUACUGAAGAAUCCGGUGACCAUUCCCUGUGGACACAGUUUCUGUAUGGUGUGUAUUCAUGACUGCUGGAAUCAGGAGGAUCAGAAGGGAACCUACAGCUGCCCUCAGUGCAGAAACUCCUUCACCACGAGGCCUGUUGUGGGUAAAAACGCCAUGCUGGCUGACAUUGUGGAGAAAAUGAAGGAGGCAAGGCUCCAGGCUGAUCCUCCUGCUCGCUAUAUUUCUGGACCUGAAGACGGAGACGUGGAGUGUGAUUUCUGCACCGGACAAAAACAGAAAGCCUGCAGUUCCUGUCUGGUGUGUCUGGCCUCUUACUGUGAAACUCACCUCCAGCCUCACUACGAAUCUCCCGCCUUUAAGAAGCACAAGCUGGUCGGAGCCUCCAGACGACUCCAGGAGCAGAUCUGCUCUCAGCAUGAGAAGCUGCUGGAGGUCUACUGUCGCACUGACCAGCAGUGCAUCUGCAUGCUGUGCACCAUGGAUGAGCACAGAGGACACGAUACAAUAUCAGCUGCAGCAGAAAGAGCAGAGAAACAGAAGCAGGUGGUGGAAUCUCAGAGGAAUUACCAGGAAAGGAUCCAAGAAAGAGACAGGGAGCUUCAGGAGCUGAGGAAGGCUGUGGAUAUUCACAAGCGCUCUGCUCAGGCCGCAGUGCAGGACAGUGAGAGGAUCUUCACUGAGCUGAUCAUCUCCAUUGAGAGGAAACGCUCUGAGGUGUCAGAGCUGAUCAGAGCUCAGGAGAAAGCUGCAGUGAGUCGAGCUGAAGGACUCCUGUGGCGACUGGAGCAGGAGAUCGCUGAGCUGAGGAGGAGAGACGCUGAGCUGGAGCAGCUCUCACACUCAGAAGAUCACAUCCAUUUCCUCCAGAGUUUCCAGUCUCUCUUGGCUCCUUCUGGAUCUGAAGACGUACCCACCAUCACUGUCAGUUCUGACCUCUCUUUUGAGGAGGUAGCGAAGUGUGUAUCUCAGAUUAAAGAGAAGCUGGAAGAAUUAUGGAAAGAGGAAUUCAAAAAGGCAUCAGUUGAAGUGAAGCAAGUGCAUAUCAUUCCUCCACCUGAACCCCAAAACAGAGAAGACUUUUUAGAGUAUUUCUGCCAGCUCACACUGGACCCCAAAACAGCAAAUAAUCACCUCCAUCUGUCUGAGGGGAACACAGUGGUGACCUACAACGACAGCGUCCAGUCUUAUCCUGACCAUCCAGAGAGGUUUGAUGAGUGGCGUCAGGUGAUGUGUCUAGAGAGUGUGAGAGGACGCAGUUACUGGGAGGCUGAAUGCGGCGGAACUGGAGGGGUUGAUAUAGCAGUGACCUAUAAAAGUAUCAGCAGGAAGGGGAAAGGUAAUGAGUGUUUGUUUGGAUGGAAUAACCAGUCGUGGCGACUGCUCUGCUCUUCUUCUGCAAACAAAUUCCGACACAAUAACCAAGACACCGACAUCCCCAAAGGCUCCUCUAGAAUAGGGGUCUAUGUGGACCACAGGGCAGGAACUCUGUCCUUCUACAGCGUCUCUGAUACGAUGACCCUCCUCCACAGAGUCCAGACCACAUUCGCUCAGCCGCUCUACGCUGGGUUUGGGUUUGGUCUUGGAUCAUCAGUAAAUCUAGCUCUUCCACCAAAAUAGAUGUGCACAUGAAUAAGCAAUGAAAAGGUACAUAUGGGCAUGAGCGACUAGCUUGAUGAGAUGUGGUACGGAUCCCUCAGAUACUGGGUUCCACACUCUUCAGCUCAUCCCACAGGUUUUCCGGGGGGUUUUUCAGUCAAGGGACCGGGAUGGAAUCGAAUCUUAGUUCGGUGGUCAGUGAACAAUUGUUGUGUUGAUUUUGAGGUGUCUUUUCUAACCACAGACCAGAUUAAGGUUCUUGGCUGAGGCAAUCAAGUGUUGACUUAAUGUUUGUUGGUACUUGAUGGAGUCCAUCAUACCAUCUGAACAAGUUGUUGUCCAGGGCUUUGGGAAGAACAUCACAUACCACUUAUGUCCACCACCAUACUUCACCAUGAGGACGAGGUCCUUGAGCUAGCCUUGAAUAUAGGGUCAAUAGAGACUUGCGUCCCCUUCCCAUCAGAUUCUUAACAUGCCCAGUUGAUUUAAACUUCUUACGCAUUUCCCUCUGAGAUGAAAUGAGCAUUUCAAUACGUUUAGCUACUUUCUUGUAGCCAUUUCCUCAUUUGUGCAGCUGAACAACCUUUUGCUGUAUCGUCACCUCUUAUUUAUGCCCCAGUCAAACAGGCAGUGCUCCUACUUGCUCAGGUGAGCUUUGAUGCAUAACAUAUGAAUGUGAAUGGACUUUAAUUAGAUAUUAAUUUCUAGGGGUGUUAACGAUUGUGGCACAUAUAGAUUUGAGAAAUAAUAUUUAUGAACAUGUCAAACAAAUGUACUUCAGUAUACUGCACUGCAUUAUACCGAAACAGCAGCUGUUAAAUCGACUUACGUUUAACAUAUUUAUUUUAUUCUAUUCCAAGUUCAUGCAAUAAUAAAUAGUAGGGCUCAAACAUGUGCCAAUAUAAAAGAAUGCACAUAAAAUAAUAAAAUUAGCACUAAAUGAUUUCUGUAUUUUUUUAAAUGAGAACAAAAGUAAGUAGCCACUUCCGGUGUGAUCUGGAUCAGUGAGAAGGUUGGAUUAAGUGUAUGAAAGUCAUUUUCAAGACAAGUGAAAAUGGAAGGUUCUGCUCAAGGUUCUAGCAAGAUGUCCUGUUUUGUCUUGGAUGCAUGUCUAUGAGGCAUUUUACACAUUAAAUAAAAUUAAUAAACCACGCCUGGAUAUAACACAUUCGCACUCUUUUAUUUUGGCUUUAUAAUACAACAGUGAGCUAUAUUUCAUAAACUUUCAGGCUACAGGGCAAAAAUAUGCAUCUAGUGAUUGUGAAAAUGAACCUUGGCCCUGAACAUCCCGGAAAAGACUGUAUACAGUCCCCCCACCACCCCCCACCCCCAUUUGUUUACAUUACGCAUUGACAUUUGCACAAAACAUGCCUUUAAAUACAAUCCAUUAAAAUUCAUAUAGACAUACCGUCCAUUCAAAUUCUUCUCUCAACUGUUAUUAGUAGUUGUUAGAUACCUAGAAUGCAGUGUAAUGUAAUAAGCCUGACUGUGUGUGUAAGUGUGUGUGUAAGUGCUCUGUUGCUAUGAAAUUGUAAUCAGCAUUAUUGAUUUUUUCACAUUGUUUUAGUCCAGCUAAAUGUAAAAAGUUUAUUUUCUAUAUUCUGCUUUUGGGUGGUUCUGUAAUUUGCAGAAUUCUGUGUGUUGGAUUGUAAAUGACAAAUUUAAAAUGACAAUGAAGAACAAUGAAGUUUUGCGCAUCAGUUCCUUUUUAGAAUUUUUGAAUCUCAACUUAUCAACACAAUUUAUGCAACUGUACUUUGCACUGUCAAUGCAAUAAUUGUAAAUGAGUGUCAUUUCGCAAAUGAACUAAUUAAAUAUGAUUUGAGUUCAAAUUCAA